Molecule: messenger RNA, 528 nt
Organism: Morone saxatilis (striped sea-bass)
Lineage: Eukaryota; Metazoa; Chordata; Actinopteri; Moronidae
Product: collagen alpha-6(VI) chain-like
Source: RefSeq, a predicted model, not a curated record
GACACGGUGUCAAAUAGGGAGUGCUGCAACGUCACAUGCAAAUGUUCGGGAGAUGAAGGCAUCCGUGGCCUUCCAGGCAAACCAGGGAUAAAGGGUCUCCCUGGACAGAAGGGUCAUCCAGGCUUCCAGGGAGAGGAGGGAGGCGUCGGUGAGCGAGGGCCUCCCGGACCAAGUGGACCUCAGGGCAUCCAGGGCUGUUCUGGAUACAGAGGACAGAAGGGCAACCGAGGAGUCUCCGGCAACAGGGGUGAGAACGGAGAAGACGGACUGGACGGAGUCAACGGAGAGCAGGGACUUACGGGACUAGACGGAGCUCGAGGAGACAGAGGAGACCCAGGAAACCCGGGUAUCCCGGGUAUAAGAGGGGAGGCAGGGCUGAAAGGACAGCGAGGACUAAGAGGAGAUCCGGGUGAACCAGGCACUGAUAACAGGACCCCCGGAGCCAAAGGAGACCCCGGAAACCCAGGUUCACCAGGUGUACCCAGAGAGGACGGUCGGAAAGGAGAUCCUGGAAUCCCUGGAAACAGG